Messenger RNA from Xenopus laevis (African clawed frog), 3511 nucleotides. RefSeq names its product tetratricopeptide repeat protein 31 (gene ttc31.L). NCBI's taxonomy places the organism in Eukaryota, Metazoa, Chordata, Amphibia, Anura, Pipidae. Bases 298 to 1647 code for a protein of 449 amino acids. The record is from RefSeq and is a predicted model, not a curated record. The transcript has 17 exons.
UGUAGUGGGCGGGGUUUAUGGGAGGAGUCGGGCAGCUUGUGGUGGUUGGAAGUUGCAGGGCGGAGAGUGGGGGCUCGGGCGGAAGAAGAGAGGUUUUGUGCAUAGAGCUGCUCGGGCCGGAUGAUGCUCUUGGAGCUGGGAGACUUACUGCUUACCGCAGGCAGAGAGGCAGCGGUGGGAAUGGCCAGAGCUCUUUGUUUUGAUUAGGAACCUGCCAGACUCUAAGUGGGAGCUGUAAUGUCCCUGAACUGAAGGCCAGAUUUCUUGGUGCAUCACCUUGAGACAUCAGAGAAUGCAAUGGACUUUGAAAGCGCUGCAGGCAUCCGUGGCUGUAGAAAUGAGAUAAUGCACCGAAAGGACCUCAAUCUUCAGGAGGAAGAAUUACAUUCAGAUGACUUUUUGUCAGAAGACAGCCAGUCCCAGCAAAAAGCGGAAAAGCGCAGAGCCAAGAAGAAGAGGCAACGAGAGAGAAAAAAACUAGAGAAAAAAAAGCAUCUGGAAGAGAAUGAGCAGGAGCCAGAGUGGGAUGUUAAUAGCGCAUUUGUUGCCAAUGCUGCCAGUCACCUAAGGCCCAAGACAAGAAACAAAGCAGACAAGAAGCACAGUAGUAACAAAGAGAACGAAGAGAAGAUCCAAGAGAUUCCUUUGACGUUUCAUGCAGCAGUGCCACCGAGGGUGGACGAGGGUGACUGCUUGAAUUCUUCUGUCCUAAGGGGAAGGCAACUUGCUGAACUCGGUAUUAAUUAUGUGGAAGAAGGAAACUACACCAAAGCAAUAGAACUGUUCAGUGAAGCCAUCAGAUUAGAUCCCAAGGAUUACAGGUAUUUUGGAAACCGUUCUUACUGCUAUGAGCAGUUAAAGCUUUAUCCUAAGGCUCUCAUGGACGCUGAAGUUUCCAUCCAACUAUCUCCUGAUUGCCCUAAAGGCUAUUUCAGAAAAGGAAGAGCUUUACGAGGCUGCAGUAGGAUUGUGGAAGCAGAAGAGGCUUUUAAAAUGGUUCUCCAGUUGGAUCAAGACUGUGAGGAGGCUCUGCGAGAGAUACAAACAUGUCAAGUAAUGAGGCUUAUGGAACAAGGUUUUACCCAGGAACAAAGUAUUAAUUUGCUGAAAGAAUAUAAAUCUGUGGCUGCAGUUUUGGAAGCCCCCAUUGCUGCUAAUGCCCCAGACAGCAAUCUGAAUGUGGCCUUAGAGGAGUCAGUUGAAGACGAGCCUUUCUGCUUAAGUGAUCUGUCUGAAACACAGAGUGCUUCCUUGUGGGUGGGAAACGUCACCGAUCAAAUAACAGAGAAGCAGCUGAGAGACCUCUUUAAAAGUUAUGGAGAAAUUCAUAGUAUUCGACUCCUUGGUGAACGGUUUUGCGCAUUCGUGAACUUUAAAUGUGUUGCUGCUGCUGCCAAAGCCCUGGAUGCUCUGCAGGGCAAGGAGAUAGAGAACACAAAAUUAUUGAUUCGAUACCCAGACAAGCCUUACCGACCCGCCGCUGUGAGCACUUCAGAAUCCGGCUUGAUAAGUUCCAAGAGGAAAGGGACAAGUAAAGUAAGUGAAUGUUAUUACUGGAGGUCCAGUGGCUGCAGCUUUGGGGACAAAUGCCGAUACAAACACAUUCCUGAGAACAAAGGGGUGGACAAGAAGCCCUGGAAGUGCUAGCCCAUCUUCCGCCUUAUUACAUAUGGAUCCAUUCAUGUUUGCGGUGAGAAAUCGAGAAGAAACCAAGACACAAUGUAAAAAUGUGCCAAGUACACUUGGUGGGAUGUAGUAGAGACUUCAACUAUGAGAGCUUCCCCCUUACAUAAGAGGACGUCUCUCCUUUGUGCACUAAAUAUUGCUCUAUGGAAUGCCAGACUCCUCUGUUGUCUACAAGACUCCAACCAAACAUUGGCUUAUUCAUGUCCAUAAGAUCUUCAAUUCAGGUCCACACAGAGAUUCGAAAUAGGCCCUGGAAUUUCAAGUACACAGAGGCCCAAACAGCCCCCACAGGCUUGUUUUAUUGUCUAUGGCAUUUUUACAGCAGCCAGAAUCUACAGCUUGCCAGUCCAGGCCUGCUUCAAUUCCAAAAAUGAGAUCCUACUGUGUUUACCGGAUCAUCUCAACUUAUAGAGUUGAGAUGCAAGACAUGGGAGAUUGCACUUUAUUUUAAUGCAGAGUUCACUUAAUACUGUGGGGUUGCUAUAUUCUAUUCAUCUAAGGUUACACCCAGUAGCAAAAGAAGCACCUUUAGACCAAACUGAGUCAUUGCCACCAUUCUCAUUGAGUGGAUAUUUGCAUUUGUUGCAAGCCCACAAAUGGUUCUGAAGGCCUUGCUUGGAAUCCCAGCACAAAGCAAAGUUGCAGAUGACCAUAUGCGAAAUGAGCGUUUUUGUGAUCCUAGUUCUAUUUUGGAAAGGUAGACUUGGCUCAGAUGGAUGUGUUAAGAACUGGAUCACCUCCUCUGAGCAUUACUUUCCAAUCCUGAAUGCUUGGAGAAACUGUGUCACAUUGUGUGUAAAUUGGGAAUUCUAAGGACCAAAACUUAAUCAUGUACUGAAAAACAACAGCCAAAGAAGUCAUAUUGUGCCUUAUUUUAUACCAAUGUUUCUACUGGCAAUACUUGCGAUAUUUACACUGUAUUAUUGAGAAAAAGUGUUUACUUUUGGGGUGUUUGUUUGUAUUGUCCUUUUAUAUAAAAUAAUGAAGCCCAGGGUAUGAGCUUGGACUGGAUUCGGUCUCAGAAGUAUGGUGCCUAUCUGUGCAUUCUUAUCUGUAUUAGGCAUUCGACACUCAAGUAUCAAAGCAAAGAGGUAAGUACCCUCUAUAAAAACUGGCUUUAUUGUCCAUUUAUUGCAUCUCUUUUAGAUAAUAUGAGGGCAUCGCUUAUUAUAAGCAUGUACCAUUCUGUCUCUGAAUAUAUGCAUAUGUGCACGGAAGAGGGCCUUGAUAUCAUUUGACACAUCAGAGACUUUCUCUGUGCACUUCAGUAGAACAGUGCCAUUUAUCUCUGAUCUCGAUGGAAAUGCCUACCGCUCAGUGUUAUUAAGUAAUCGAAGAAUGACUGUUCAGUGUGCAAACUAAACUGUGCCCUCACACUUAAUGGCACUCAUUUAUCAUUUACAGCCCGUUUUGUUUUAAUACCCGCACACAGAGUAAUUGGCAUUUGCAAAAAGUGUGAUAUGGUGGCUGAACAUUGGCCAGUUCUCGAAAGUAGAGGAUGGGCUGAACACAUAGGGCUAUACACAGUAUAAACACCUUUCUAUAGUUCCAUUUGGCCAGAACAUCUGGAAAUGAAGAAGAGCGGUAGCUCCCUGCACUGGCCGACAUGGUACAACUGGAUGACUUUUUCAGACCUGCCCAGUUAAUGAACCAGCCAGUGUCCAUGGUACAUAGAUCACCCAAGGAGCAUACACAUACUGAAAAUCCUAUGUGUACGGCCAGCAGAUAAGGGGAAAUAUGGUGGAUUACAUUGAUUUUUGCACUUUACAAAUUGCAUACUCUUUAUAAGUCAUCCCAGUUUCAAUUAAUAAAUAUGUGAUACACA